AUGGAGAAGAAGAAAGCUAAAGUGACUGUUGUGGUCCGUGUGCGACCAAUUCUAAAGCCUGAUGACAAAAAUUGUGUGAGCUGCACUGCUAACUCAGUAGAAAUCUUCAACCAUCGCAACAUCAAUGAGAACAUCAAAUAUGAUUUUACGACAGUGUAUGACAUGACAGUAACUCAGCAGAAACUGUUUCAAGAAUGUGUGAAACCAAAACUACUGCAUGCCUUACAAGGGCAGAAUGUGUCUAUAUUUGCAUAUGGACCCACAGGAGCUGGAAAGACUCACACCAUGCUGGGAUCCCCAAGUAAUCCUGGAGUCAUCCCUCGUGUCAUUAAUGGAGUAUUUCAGAAAAUUUCUGAAGAAAAGAAGGCAUGCAAGGGCGAUCAGUGGAAAUACAAUGUCUCAUUUUCCUACCUGGAAAUAUACAAUGAAAAGGUAAUGGAUCUUUUGGAUGUUAAAAACUCUGACCUCCCCAUCAGGGAAGACGGAGAUAAAAACAUUUUUGUCCCAGGGCUGGCAAAACAGGAGAUACAAAGUUUUGAUGAGUUUAAAGUUCACUUUGGACCAGCAUCCAAUAACAGAACUGUAGCAGUGACAAAGCUAAAUGACCGAUCUAGUAGAAGCCAUUGCAUCCUACUGCUUAACCUGAAGAAGACACAGUUGUGUGCACCAUUCAGAGAGCUACAUGGCAAAAUCUACCUGAUAGAUUUGGCUGGAUCUGAGGACAAUAGGAGGACGGGUAACCAAGGUAUCAGGUUGAAGGAGAGUGGGGCUAUCAACAAGUCUUUAUUUGUAUUGGGAGAGGUGGUAGAUGCCAUCAACAACCAUCUGCCUCGAGUUCCAUACAGAAACAGCAAGCUUACCAGGCUAUUACAGGACUCUAUAGGUGGGUCCUGCCACUCAGUCAUGAUCACCAACAUUGCCCCAGAGGAGCGCUAUUACUAUGACACCUACUGUACUCUCAACUUUGCUAGCAAGAGUAAAAAGAUUGUCAACAACACAUGUGUGAGGGAGACUAUACCUUCCAGACAGGAGCUCAUAAGGAAAACACCUGCCCGCCCAGAUGAUGAUGAAGCAAGUCUGCCAAAGAAAGCAAGGAUGUCUGUCAAAGUGGCCAGCACACCACCAGUCACGCAAGAUCCAGCUCCGUUUCUCAGUCCUCUGCUACGACGACAAAACCGUCUAGAGGAAACAGUUAAUCGACGACUUGAAGAUCUUGAAAAGAACAUUCUCAACCAGAUGAAGGAGAUGACACAUACCACAGGCCAAUCAGCACCAAAUCCUGACUUUAUGUCUCAGCUUCACAAACAGCUAGAAGCCAGUCGACAACAACUACAAACUAUUGCACAUCACACCCCACCAGCCUCACCCUCCCCUCCCAGAGUUCUUACAGACAAGACAAAUGUUCUGAAAACAUCAAAGCUGAAACGUCAGAAGAGUGAGAAUGAUAUCAGCUGCAGUCCCCUAUUUGCCACCCAACCUCGACUCUUUAAAAAGGGCUUCAGGUCCUCGGCAAGCUCCUCAAAACUUCCAGAUACAAAGUGUCAAUCAACAGAGGAGCCCCUCAACUCAACAGAUUUACAGUUGUCUAUAAAUGAAGAAUUCCUUACCAGACUCAAUACAUCAACAGUUAAGGAUCUACAGGCCUUACAGACAGUAGGGGUGAAACGUGCAAAGCUAAUUUAUGAGUGGCGGGAGGCCUAUGGCCUUUUCUCUAAUUAUGAAGAUUUAAAGAAAAUCCCUGGUUUCACUGACAAGUAUAUCAGAAAUCUAUUGAAGAGUAAUUUAGUAGCAGUAUCUUGA
This is a messenger RNA of Ylistrum balloti, 1800 nucleotides long. Its product is annotated as kinesin-like protein KIF22-B. Gene Ontology annotation, molecular function: microtubule motor activity; microtubule binding; DNA binding. The record is from RefSeq and is a predicted model, not a curated record. The transcript is spliced from 15 exons. The coding region runs from base 1 to 1800 and encodes 599 amino acids. Lineage: Eukaryota; Metazoa; Mollusca; Bivalvia; Pectinida; Pectinidae. Gene Ontology annotation, biological process: DNA repair; microtubule-based movement; mitotic spindle organization.